UCAGGUCCUUCCUUCUAAUUCAUAGGACCAUGGCACAACUAUAGGUCGUAUUAUCUUGGUUAUGUUUAUUUUUUUUCGUUUUCCGUAGUAAACACUGGGUUAACAAAGUUCUCUCUCGUCUUUAAAUUAUUCCUUGUAAAAAAAAAACAAGCAAUCGUUAAACCCAGUAUUGCAAAAUGAUGCAAUUGUUAACGUCAAAGCAUAUUCUACAUGAAGAAUAUUCACGGAUACAAUAAAUCAGAUACUUUUCAAAGGUAAAAAGAAAUUUCUGAAGAUGAAAAUGAGUGGCUCGAACCCACCGGAUUUUCAGAGAUGCCGUCUUUGUGCCCUUCCAAUUUCUUCUAAUUCACUCAUUUCUUUCGUCAAUACUAUCUACGAGCCCAUGAUCGUCAAACUAAAAUCAUUUGGACUGCGUAUCAAGAAAGACGAUGGUUUACCGGAAUGUAUUUGUCAUGGUUGCACCGGAAUAUUGACAACAUUCAUCGAAACUAUGGAACUUUUCUUGGAGGCUGACAAAAAACUAAAAAAAAUACUGGAAACUAGUAAACUGCCUAUAAAUGAAAACCAUAUUUUUGGUACAAAAACAUCAAUAGAAAGCAAAGAUAAUCAGCAAACGAAAAGAUCAAAAAGAAAGUCCGGAGAAGAUAUUAAAUAUUUCGAAAGCAAAAAGACCAAAAAAAGGGAUCAUCUCAACCUUUUAAGAAAAGUGCAAACUCCCAUGGUAAAUAAUUCUAAAAAUAUGGGUGGAAAAGAAACAGAGGACAAAAGUGAACAAGUAGUAAAUUUGAAAAACGAUUUGACCCAUGACAAUGAACCAAAAGAAAAUAAGUCUAAUUCCGAAUUAGAAAUAAUACAGAAACAAGAAAAAAAACAAAAUAUGGAAACAAACAAGUGUGUAAAUAAUGUUUCAGAUUUUGAAUUUGUAAAUGUUAUUGGCAAACACGAUCAUGAUUACAGUAUGGACUUAAAUUCGACUUAUAAAACAGAUGCAAAAGAGGAUUCAUAUAAUAAAGCUGAAAUAGAUAUUUCACAGGAAAAUGACUCUGAAACACAAAUAAAAAAAAAUUCUCCCAAACAUAUCAAGGUACUGACGUUGGAUAAAGUGCGUUUGAAAAAGGGAAAAAAAGUCCAUCCAUCUACGACAACAAGUUCUCUUCCUCCAGUUUACACGAAACCAUCAGAUGACAAAGAGAUUGAUGUAUUUACAUGCUUGGAAUGCAACCAGCUUUUCUGGAAUAGGGAGAAAACUCUCGAACAUAUUUAUAAAGAGCACGCACGAGGAGCGUUGACUUAUAAAGCACGAUAUAUGGUAAAGAGGAUAAAGAAUUCGAAAGCAUAUAAUUCCCGGAAACAGAUUGUGUGUAUGCUUUGCUAUUUCCUAGUCCCUGAUUCUGAUCCCAAUGCCUACUUAGAGCAUUUGACAGGGCAUUAUAUGAGACUUUAUAAAUGUUUUCACUGCGAGCAAAACUUCUCGUCAAGGGAAGCUUUUGAAAAACACAAGAAUGCUUAUAAGAAUCACAUUAUGAUGUGCAAAAUUUGCGACCAGACUAUGCCGUUAGAGGUUUUUGCGGCUCAUCAAAGGAGUCAUUCUUGGUUUGCUCGUACUCAAGCAGUAAACGAGAAAAAGUUGUUAAAGGGUAAGGAAAGAUCGAAAAGUUGUAGUCAAAUAAGUGAUGACAAAUCAGGAAAAGGAGUGAAGCAUAUUGACAGACAAAAUACUAUUCAAUCGGAAAAAUCUGUGGAAACUGACUUGGAGGAGAUAAUUUGCGAGGGCGCAGUGAAUAUAAAUGAAAGGAGAUCUGAAGAUAAUGAAACUUUUAGCAAAAGCGGCGAGCAACCUCUUGAGGCUGCAGAUGAAGACAAAACUGAUGAUGAAGUCGAAGAAAUGCCGGAAGAAAAAUUGAAAUUCAACAUACAGAAGAAAGAGUUGUGUUUCUAUAAAUGUGCAAAUUGUCUACGAAUUUUCAAAGAUCGAGGUGCUAUCUUAAAACACAUACAAAGAGUGCAUCCCCAGACAUGGGGAAAUAAAAAGAGCCUUUUGGCAGCUAAAAAACUACAAAGUGCCAAGGAAGAAGCAGAUGCAAAUGAAAUUUAUAUGUGUAGAAUUUGUCCUAUUGAUUUCGACAGUGAAAGCAAGUUUUUCCAACAUCUCGAAGUAAAUCAUCACUGCAAAUUUUGCGCUAAAACCUUUUUCUACAAAGAAGAAAUGAAAAUUCAUCUGCGCGCACACGAAAAGCCUUACAGAUGUACUAUUUGCGAUGCAAGUUUCUAUGUAGAAAAAAAUUACCUAGAUCAUAAAUUAACCCACACUUACAACUGUGAACUAUGUAACGCUAGUUAUCGCUCAAUAGAGUCUCUAACGAAUCACAAGAAAGUGUCACACACGAAAAUCUCGUGCCCAAUCUGCUCUUUGAGUUUAGACAGUCCCGAACUUUUAAGUAAACAUGAAGGAACGCAUAGGAAAAAGAAUAGUCCUUGUCUAUGUGAACUUUGUGGAAAAAGUUACACCAAUGCGUCUAGAUUUAAUUACCACAUGCAAACUCAUGGUGCUGAUACUGAAUUUAAUUGUAAAUUUUGUCCUAUGAGUUUUAAAAACGCUGCGAAGUUAAAGAGACAUCAGCGAUUUUCUCAUUUGCAUGCGUAUACCGAAAGUUUACGUGAAAGCUUAGAAUCAGAGUUAACUUAAUGCUGAAAAUGAAGAAAGCUUAAAAAUGCAUUUUUUAAGAGAUUUUCUUACAUGAUUUAAUUUGUUAAACCACUUUUAGUUUAGUUUGAAAAUAAAUUUACUUGAAGAAAUACACACACAUAAUUGUUAUGGAAUAAAGUUAGAGAACUAUAUUUCAUUUGGCUUAUUCAUAGAAUGUUUAUGAGGAUUUUUAAUGAAAGGAAUGAAUAAAAUUUGUAUAUUCAAUAUUGUAGUAUAUCAUAAAUUAAAUUAAUAAAUUUAAUAUAGCUCA
Molecule: messenger RNA, 2957 nt
Organism: Belonocnema kinseyi
Lineage: Eukaryota; Metazoa; Arthropoda; Insecta; Hymenoptera; Cynipidae
Product: zinc finger protein 84-like
Exons: 6
Coding region: 275-2686 (803 amino acids)
Biological process (GO): regulation of transcription by RNA polymerase II
Cellular component (GO): nucleus; chromosome
Molecular function (GO): DNA-binding transcription factor activity, RNA polymerase II-specific; zinc ion binding; RNA polymerase II cis-regulatory region sequence-specific DNA binding
Source: RefSeq, a predicted model, not a curated record